AUGCAAUCCCCGGUCGAAGCCCUCCCCCAGCCCCAUCUCAUUUCUACUCACUUCUCUCCCCCGCAAGGUCGCUUGUCAUUUGCCCCGUCGCCCUUCCCAGUCUGCUUCCCGCGGCGCUCAUCAACCCGCAGCUUCAGUGCCAUGUCCUGCACAAAGUCAAGAAGAGGCUCUAUCCCCCAUGAACCGCUCGCCACGGUCGCCAGCAGAGUGAAUAGUCUCUGUCGGGAAACUGAGACGCUGGUGGCAAACACAGGCCACCACGAGAAAUGCAUCAUCAAUCAACUGCACCGCUUCGAUGCCUGGGCGGCAUCAAUCGAUGCAUACAGCCGCGAAUCCCGGACGCUCGAGGAGCGGCUGCGACAGUUCUCGCCUUGGCUUCCGUAUGAUACACUGGAGAUGCUGCAUCAUUUGGAAUCGAAUCUAAUUACGUUGGCGGACUAUGUGGAAAAGAUGCAGGACGUGUUUACACCGGUCGAGCAGCGUGGGAAUCUGGGAAAGCUCAUCUGCAAGACCAAGAUGGGCAUCAUUCAUGGCCUCGACAGCCUGGACGGUGUGAAAAAUGCGAUCGGGCCUCAUGAUGAUGAGGCAGACCUUUCGUCAGCGAUUGAUUACGCACUCCCCAGGCGUAUUAAUGUUGCCUAG
Aspergillus puulaauensis is the source of this 642-nucleotide messenger RNA. RefSeq lists its product as uncharacterized. Lineage: Eukaryota; Fungi; Ascomycota; Eurotiomycetes; Eurotiales; Aspergillaceae. The coding region runs from base 1 to 642 and encodes 213 amino acids. The record is from RefSeq and is a predicted model, not a curated record. The transcript has a single exon.